UGUUAUUUUUUAUUAUUAGUAUUAUAUUGUUAUAUUGCUUAGCACAGUUGCAUACUCCGGUUUUACUAGUUCUCGCACAACUGAAAUGUUAAUCAGGAGAUUGCACUCAUCCAUUCAAUCAUUUGGAAAAAUAGUGCCAAGCAAUCUAAAGGGAAAGAAAAAAAGCUCCCAAGAAUGGCUUACUCGUCAGCUGAACGAUCCCUAUGUAGAACGAGCCAAAAUAAUGAAUUACAGAUGCCGUAGUGCCUUUAAAUUAUUAGAAAUAGAUCAGAAGUAUUCUCUCAUAAAACCAGGUUUCACUGUUGUCGAUUGCGGCGCAGCCCCAGGAUCAUGGUCGCAAGUGGCUGUGAAACACUCGAAUGCUGAUGGAAGUAAACAAGGGAUGCCAAAGGGAAUGGUUAUCGGGAUUGAUCUGUUACAGAUAUAUCCCAUUGAGCAUGCCACACUAUUUGGAAACAUGGAUUUCACGAAACCUGAGAAUCAAGAUAAAAUUCGUGCUCAGCUGGGGGAACGACGCAUCGAUUGCAUACUCUCGGAUAUGGCGCCGAAUGCAACAGGAGUACGCUACCUGGAUCAAGAAAAUAUCAUAACCCUGUGCUACUCGGUGCUCCGGUUUGCAAUUCUUAUGUCGUCGCCGAAUGCGUCGCUAUUGAUGAAGGUUUGGGACAACGCUGAGGUAUCUGUACUGGAGAAAAACAUCCAAAAGUACUACACGCAUGUCAAACGAAUAAAGCCAAGUGCCAGUCGGAGCGAUUCAGCUGAGAAUUUUCUGCUGGCCCGGGGUUUUGUGGGUAUUGAACGGUAGUACGAAUUAGGUGAGAAUCUCCUAUUAGCCGUUUGAGUCAAUAGAAUAGUCCACAAUGCUA
This is a messenger RNA of Topomyia yanbarensis, 866 nucleotides long. RefSeq names its product rRNA methyltransferase 2, mitochondrial (gene Mrm2). Lineage: Eukaryota; Metazoa; Arthropoda; Insecta; Diptera; Culicidae. Gene Ontology annotation, cellular component: mitochondrion. Gene Ontology annotation, molecular function: rRNA (uridine-2'-O-ribose)-methyltransferase activity. The record is from RefSeq and is a predicted model, not a curated record. The transcript has 3 exons. Bases 86 to 805 code for a protein of 239 amino acids. Gene Ontology annotation, biological process: RNA methylation.